AAAUUGUAGUCGUAGCUUGGCUACUUGUAAUAACAAAAAGAAUCGAUUAACAGCCUCAUACUCGUUUUCCUUCCCCAUCCAUUUCACAAACUCACUCCAAGAGAGUAGUGAGGGAGCAAUGGAGAAGAUGGCACCACUCACUACUCACACUAUCCACGCCUCUCUCUUCCCCACUCUUCCAAACGCAUCGUUUCAACCCUUCUUCUCUAACCAACUACGUGCCCUUCCCCUAUCUUCUUCUUCUUCUUCUUCUUUAACCGCCGCCAAACGAUUCUCUUCCUCGACUUGCAGGCCCAUCAAAUGCUCCGUUUCCGAGGCCACUGAGCCCAAAGCUGAGAAGAAGAAGCAAUUGCUGAGAAGAGGGGACGUGAGAAACAUAGCAAUUGUUGCUCACGUUGACCAUGGCAAAACUACUCUCGUCGAUGCCAUGCUUAAACAAACAAAGGUAUUUCGUGAUAAUCAAUUUGUUCAGGAAAGGAUUAUGGACUCGAAUGAUUUGGAGCGUGAGAGAGGCAUCACAAUACUGAGUAAAAAUACAUCUGUCACCUAUAAAGACACAAAGAUUAAUAUAAUAGACACUCCUGGUCACUCUGAUUUUGGGGGUGAAGUGGAGCGCAUCUUAAAUAUGGUGGAAGGAAUCCUUCUAGUGGUAGAUUCUGUUGAAGGGCCGAUGCCACAGACAAGAUUUGUCUUAAAGAAGGCUUUAGAGUUUGGUCAUUCUGUUGUCGUGGUUGUGAAUAAAAUAGAUAGGCCUUCAGCUCGGCCCGAUUUCGUUGUCAACUCUACUUUUGAACUCUUCAUUGAACUAAAUGCAACAGAUGAACAGUGUGACUUUCAAGUAAUAUAUGCAAGUGGUAUAAAAGGGCAAGCAGGGCUGUCUCCUGAAAAUCUGGCAGAAGACCUUGGUCCAUUGUUUGAAUCCAUCAUUAGAUGCAUCCCUGGACCACGCAUUGUCAAAGACGGUGCACUUCAAAUGCUUGUUACAAAUAUUGAGUAUGAUGAACAUAAAGGGCGUAUAGCAAUUGGGCGUGUGCAAGCAGGAACUUUAGAAAAAGGCUUGGAUGUCCGAGUAUGUACUUCAGAAGAUUCAUGUAGAUUUGGAAGAAUAAGUGAGCUUUAUGUGUAUGACAAAUUCAAUAGGGUCCCUGCAGAUAGUGUGGAGGCUGGUGAUAUAUGUGCAGUGUGUGGAAUUACUGAUAUUCAGAUUGGGGAGACAAUUGCUGAUAAAGUAUCUGGGAAGCCACUACCUUCCAUCAAAGUGGAAGAACCGACAGUGAAAAUGUCUUUCUCUAUAAACACUUCACCUUUUGUUGGCCGCGAGGGAAAGUAUGUUACUAGUAGGAAUUUAAGGGACAGGCUUUAUCGUGAACUUGAGCGUAAUCUGGCCAUGAAAGUUGAAGAUGGUGAAACAGCUGAUACUUUUGUUGUCAGUGGACGUGGAACUUUGCAUAUCACCAUACUCAUAGAAAAUAUGCGAAGAGAAGGAUAUGAAUUCAUGGUUGGACCCCCCAAAGUUAUCAACAAGAAGGUGAAAGAACAACUGUUGGAACCGUAUGAGAUUGCAACAGUGGAAGUACCUGAAGAGCACAUGGGAGCUGUUGUUGAACUUCUUGGCAAGAGACGGGGACAAAUGUUUGAUAUGCAAGGCGUUGGAUCGGAAGGAACUACGCUACUCAAAUAUAAGAUCCCAACGCGUGGCCUUCUUGGAUUGCGUAACUCAAUUUUAACUGCCUCCCGAGGGACAGCAAUUCUCAACACCAUCUUUGAUAGCUAUGGGCCUUGGGCUGGUGACAUUAGUACUCGGGAUCAAGGCUCACUGGUUGCUUUUGAGGAUGGAACAAGUACUUCUUACGCAAUCUCUAGUUCACAGGAGAGGGGACAGAUGUUUAUUGGUCCUGGAGUGGAUGUUUAUAAAGGUCAAAUUGUUGGCAUUCAUCAGCGACCUGGAGACUUGUCCUUGAAUGUUUGUAAGAAGAAAGCUGCAACCAACAUACGUUCCAACAAGGAACAAACAGUGAUUCUUGAUACACCAUUGGACUAUAGUCUGGAUGACUGCAUUGAAUACAUCCAAGAAGAUGAACUAGUAGAGGUCACCCCAGCAAGCAUCCGAAUGUGCAAGAAUCCAAAAAUUACAAAUAAGAAAACAAGGUAGACUUUCACUGUGAAGCAGUAACUUGGGAAUGCUUUUUGAGGUACUGCUGUUGAAGCCGCAUAACUCAUUAAUGCUGUUGCUGCUAAAGUGAUGAAGAAGCAAAUCACUAUCAUUGAUGUUAUGCCACAUAUAUUUUUUCCAAAACUGCAGGCAGAAUAAUAUAGGAACGGGUUAAAAGCCGUAUUCAUUAUAGCUGUUGUUCACAAUCGAUUUAAAGGGAUGAAGUUACACUGAAUUUUGUUUACUUGCUUUGUAUAGUCUCCAUUUAUUAGCCAUAAGGAACAUGAAGAUAUUAAUUCUUUAUCUUAUGGUUAUUGGUUGGCAAAUAGCAAUACAACAUCCUGGGUUAAAUUUUCAGGGAGAUUUCUAAUGCAGUCUAAUUACUUGACCAACCUUA
Molecule: messenger RNA, 2549 nt
Organism: Cajanus cajan (pigeon pea)
Lineage: Eukaryota; Viridiplantae; Streptophyta; Magnoliopsida; Fabales; Fabaceae
Gene: SVR3
Product: elongation factor family protein
Cellular component (GO): cytosol; ribonucleoprotein complex
Molecular function (GO): GTP binding; GTPase activity
Source: RefSeq, a predicted model, not a curated record